Morone saxatilis (striped sea-bass) is the source of this 2198-nucleotide messenger RNA. RefSeq lists its product as uncharacterized. The transcript has 3 exons. Lineage: Eukaryota; Metazoa; Chordata; Actinopteri; Moronidae. The record is from RefSeq and is a predicted model, not a curated record. Bases 118 to 978 code for a protein of 286 amino acids.
CACACACUCACACACACAUAGAGGGACAAGAGUUCACAGCAAGAGAUCAGAGGGAACAAAAAAAAGGAGCUGUGAAGGACGAGAAGUGUGUAACAGAGGACACAAGAAGUGAGAAAGAUGACAAUCGGCAAGAACUCCAGAAAAAGCUCUGUGCGGAGCUCCGUCCGGGCCCCAAAGUUCCUGGACAAAUCCAGCGGCUUCUAUGGUCGCCUUGAUGAGCCUGAGGUUGCUGGAGAAGGGGAGGAGGUGAGGGGGAAAGAAGUGGAGGAGAGGUGGAGCGGGAUGGAGGACAGUAGCAGAGAGGGGGGAGUUGUGAGCAACCCGAGCCCAAGCGUGGUGCACGUUUCUGGGGAAGAUGAGAAGGAAGAGGUCGAGGCGUUUGACUUCAAUGAAGGGAUGAUGGAAGAUGAUGGGGAGACUCUCCUCCGGAGGAAACCAAGCCGCCGCAGCAGCAGGUGGAGAAGGAGCUCCAGGAGGAAGCAGAAAGAGGGGAGAGCCGAGGAGGACGCAGCCCGAGAUGAGAGGCCCAGCCUGGGCACAGAGAGUCCGGCUGGCCUGCGCGUCCUGGAGGGCACCAGGGUGACGAUCGAGGUAGAGAUGGAGAAAGUGAAGAAGGUGGAGGAAGAGAACGAGAAGACAGGAGGAGGGAAGGAACCCGCGCUCGUUCACUUCGCUGCUCGGGAGGAUGCGGACGACCAGGUCCUGAUCAGAGACAAGAAGAGGGGGAGAGAAGAGGUGGGAGAGGAUGAGAGGAGGAUGAAGAGGGAGCAAGAGGAGGGGAUGAAGGUGGUGAAGAGGAACACGGUCAAGAAUUACCGCAAGGCCUUGGACCGUGCCUUUCGUCGCGGCUGGGAGGCCUUCAUCACCAACCUUUACAGCGUCACGCUCACACCUGUGACAUCAUCCUCGCCGCCAUCUUCACCAUCGUCGUCGAAGAAGAAGCAGAAAGACAGCUCUGUGCUGGCUGAGUUUCAGUAGAACUGGAGAGCGGCAUGCAUCUAAUAUUCAUAUAGGCUAGAUCUCUGUUUGCCCUUAGUACUGAACAUUCACCAUGACAUUAGUGUGGAGUGGUGCAUCUCACAUUAAUUAUUUAUGUUAGUUACCGAGUCUUAAUUAGUCAUCAUAAAGUUUACUGCCUCGUCUCAUCACAGUGCACAUUAAUUUACACACGGACUGCAUGUAUUCAGUUGUACUUUAUGAGUGGAGGGAGCUGAGCUGUUGAUUGUACAUUGACGUCUGUGAGACUGGCUGAAAAGGAAAAGUCCAGUCUUCAUGUGACUGAGUUCAGCUGCUCCUGGUUUUCCUCUAAUAUGUUGCUAAUGUCAGAUUUCAGUCAGUGGUGUAAGAGCGCCUUAACAUCUUAGCUCCUUAUAUUUGGUCCACUAUUAAGAGCUCAAACUCAAAUAAUCUUCCGUUGGUUUAGCACUAUGAAACUACUGAAGUUGAUGUGUGACCAACAGGAAUGGAAAUAUUAAACCGUAUAGCCAAGACUCAUUAGGGGACUUUAGUUCUGCAUAUAUUUACAUUUCUUGUAUGUUAAUCAGUGCCAUGUAUUGCUGUCUGGCAGCUAAUCAGUGAUUGUGGUCCACUUUAACACAUGUUAAUAUUUGUGGAGGAAUUGCAGGUUUUUUUUAACCAAAGUUGACCCAUUUAAGCUGUGGUUUUCUCAUCUGUGUGUGCAGCUGGUCAGUGUUUGACUUCCUCAUGAGACAACGACCAUCUCUCACUGUGUGUUCUGGUGAAGGUUAUUUAACCUGGAGGGACACCACAUGAGAGAGGGUGUAUGUAUGUGUGUGUGUGCAUUUGAAAGAGAGAGAGAGAGAGUUUUAGUGGCCUGAGACAUCAGUCACUGGCACUGUAAAGGUCAAAAUAAUAUUUAGGAACUAACUAUAACUUCAGUAUCAGCAUGCAACAAGAAGACAUGAUAUGAGAGAUUUUUCAAUGUAUUAAUGAUUGACCCUUGUUUAAAUGAAUAAUGCAAUGUUUACAAUAGGCCCGCUGUAACUUCCUGUUAUCUGCUAUGUAUUUAGUUUUUAUAUUACCUCAGUGUACUCAGUAAUUAUUGCAGACUAGACUGAAUAUGUUGUAGUUGUAUAUAAUGAUUGUCUAUAAAAAGUGUUCAUUUUUAUGGAAAUCCUUUUGUAUCCUAAUCAAAGCUUCAUGAACCGUAACAAGAAGCACUUUAAAUAAAGACUUAA